Molecule: messenger RNA, 1609 nt
Organism: Baudoinia panamericana UAMH 10762
Lineage: Eukaryota; Fungi; Ascomycota; Dothideomycetes; Mycosphaerellales; Teratosphaeriaceae
Exons: 2
Coding region: 159-1430 (423 amino acids)
Molecular function (GO): protein dimerization activity
Source: RefSeq, a predicted model, not a curated record
CCCGUCCCUCCGCACUGACGCUCAACGUGCACAUCGCGAGGCGUGACUACUGCAACAAGUUGCCCACGACGGCGUCGUAUACCAGCCAGCUGUUCUACGCUCGUCGGCCCGCCUCCGACAUCUCCGUGGACAAGGCAGUCAACGGAGCGGCCUUCGCCAUGCCGAGACCCAACCCUCCGCCCACACCGGGCUCGUCAAGCGAUAUCAGAGGCAAGGAGGGCAGCAUGGCAGCGCCUGCGUUCAAUCUCCCCCCAACCGCCUACCAAGAGCCAGACCGGCUCAGUAACAGCUCCUCUACACCCUCCGCCAAUGGCUCAGACUCCUCCUAUCGACCCGUCUCACCACCGUCACCGGCAGACCUGGCACGCAAAAGGUCAGCGACCCAGUCCGGUCCGGUUAUCACCAAGGACGACUUCGCAUUGCCUCCGCCUCCGACAAGGUCGCGCAAGAUCAUACAGAUGAAGCCGAGAGACAACGAGCAGCAAGAGAGCGUGACGCCGUCUGCAACAGUAUCGCCAAACAUUGCGGCAAGAACGCCAAGUGCAGGUCAGGCCAAUGGCGGCAAGCGAAAGUCGAGCGGUAACACCGGCACAACGGCAGCUGGUCGUAAGAUUGCGCGCAAGACGGCACAUAGCUUGAUCGAGCGCAGGAGGAGAUCGAAGAUGAACGAGGAGUUUGGCGUGCUGAAGGAUAUGAUACCAGCAUGCAAAGGCCAGGAGAUGCACAAGCUUGCCAUUCUUCAAGCCAGCAUAGAGUAUCUUCGGUACCUUGAGCAGUGCGUAGCGGAUUUGCAGGCCCAGAAUAACUCUCCGCGGCCUCAGCCACCGCCCACUCUCGCCGCACAAGGUGCGCACGAAGACGAUGAUGAUGAGGACGAAGACAUGGAAGACGACAACGACGAGGGCACCGAGUCCAUCCCAGCGACGACAACACUCGAACACUCCAACUCCAUGGUCUCGCUGCCCUCGCUCUCACAGAUCACAACCACCAACACCACUUCUCCAUCCAUAUUCGGCACAGGCGCAGGGCGACACUACUCCAUCUCCUCCGCCUCGCAGGCAAGCUAUAGCCCGUACUUCCACUCCAACCAGACCUCACCCGCAUUCGGUCCGCAACUGUCGCACAUUCACUCGGCGCCACCCUACGGCACCAACUUUGGCCUCGGCAGCCCUGCGCUCAAGGCGGUCGACUCGGCGUUCACGCUCCGUCAGAUCGCGGAGGGUGCGAGUGAGUUGUCGGAGAAGCAGCGGUUGGGAAGCGCCAAGGCGGGUGGCCGGAGCGAGCAUGAACUCGACCAUGAGGCUGCUGCGGCGUUGAGUAUGCUAAACAACGACCGUAGGAAUUGGCGGCCUGCUACUGCUGGCGGUCAUGCAGAUGAGGUGGCAAAAGCGAACACCGGGAUGAGUGUACGGGAUUUGCUGAGUGGUUGACCUUGAUUCUUCGUCAUUUCCUCCGCAGAUAUGCUUGCGACAGGCCUUGUAGCUCUUGACGGUUCAUGGCGGUAGAUUGCUUUCAGCGAGCGCACGACCGGUAGAUGGGGCAUUUGGCGCAGAUUUUACACUCCUAACGGAGUCCUUACCUCUGAUAUGCUCACGCUGUGCUACCGUGC